This is a messenger RNA of Penicillium taxi, 327 nucleotides long. RefSeq lists its product as uncharacterized. The coding region runs from base 1 to 327 and encodes 108 amino acids. Lineage: Eukaryota; Fungi; Ascomycota; Eurotiomycetes; Eurotiales; Aspergillaceae. The transcript has 2 exons. The record is from RefSeq and is a predicted model, not a curated record.
AUGUUCCAAAUCGGAAGCAGCGGUAUGCGCAUUUCUGUAAUUGAUGUUGGAUGUAUGAGUUUUGGAGAACCUGCCAGCCCCCUACGUGUGCUUAAUCACUGCUAUGAAUCCGGUCUCAACUUCUUCGACACCGCAAAUGUCUACUGGCCAGUCCGAAAAGAUUCCUGGCAAGGCGAUCAAGACAUACAACUGGAACCUGGGAAGAUCCUCAUUGCCGCGAAGCUGAAUGCACCCAUUGGGAAUGAUGUUAGUCGGAUGAUUACCGAUGAUGAGAAAGACAACGUCGGCUAUCAACCAUCAUGGGCUAAGCCGGAAGCACAUCUUUGA